Megalops cyprinoides (Indo-Pacific tarpon) is the source of this 4734-nucleotide messenger RNA. It is a transcript of the gene pkd2l1, whose product is annotated as polycystic kidney disease 2-like 1. Gene Ontology annotation, biological process: potassium ion transmembrane transport; detection of mechanical stimulus. Lineage: Eukaryota; Metazoa; Chordata; Actinopteri; Elopiformes; Megalopidae. Gene Ontology annotation, cellular component: membrane. The record is from RefSeq and is a predicted model, not a curated record. Gene Ontology annotation, molecular function: calcium-activated potassium channel activity; sodium channel activity; muscle alpha-actinin binding.
AUGCAUGCCUCACAUCUGAACAACCGGGCACAGAGCCACUUCAGGCCACAGGUGGAGAGUGAGCUAGACAACAUGGAAGGGAGUGGCAUAAUGAACAUGGCUUACAGUAGCUCUCCUCCACUGUCACCCCUCAGCACCAUCUACAAUCCCAAGCCUCUCUUGGAGAACCCCUAUGACAACAUGCAUAACCCGGUGUCGGCUUCUUUGAAAGCGGAGAUAAAGGCCUUCAACCAUGACAAGGGGAAACAAUCAUCUGGAUGCUGUUCUUUUAUUGUGAAAGGACUUCGUGGGCUGUGGGGCACCACAUUGACAGAGAACACAGCAGAGAACCGUGAGCUCUUCGUGAAGACCACUAUGAGAGAGUUAAUUGUCUACAUUGUGUUCCUUGUGGAUAUAUGUCUAUUGACAUAUGGCAUGGCCAGCUCCAAUGCCUUCUACUACACUAAAGUGAUGACGGAUUUGUUUGUGAACACACCCAGUGAGAAUGGUGUUACAUUUCAGUCCAUUAGUAGCAUGGCUGACUUCUGGGAAUUUACACAAGGCCCGUUACUUGAUGGCCUCUACUGGACAAAGUGGUACAACAAUCAGUCACUACAGGCCAGCAGUCACUCCCUUAUCUACUAUGAGAACCUGCUGUUGGGGGUCCCCAGGCUCAGGCAGCUCAAAGUGAGGAACAACUCUUGCAAGGUGCACAAGGACUUCCAACGCAACAUCACAGGCUGCUACGAUGUGUACAACAACGACAAAGAGGAUACCUUUGAAUUUGGCCUCAUCAACGGAAGUGCCUGGCAGUACCACACAGAGAAGGAGAUAAAAGGCUCUUCUCACUGGGGACUGCUUACUACAUAUAGCGGUGGAGGUUAUUACCAGGACCUGAAAAUGACAAAGGAUGAAAGUGCCAUGAUCCUGGUGGACCUGAGGAACAACUUGUGGCUCGACCGAGGAACCCGGGCUGUGUUCAUUGACUUCUCUGCUUACAAUGCCAACAUUAAUCUGUUCUGUGUCAUCAGGUUAUUAAUAGAAUUUCCAGCCACUGGAGGAGCAAUCCCGUCGUACCAGAUCAGGACAGUGAAGUUGAUCCGCUACAUCGACACCUGGGACUUUUUCAUUAUGGGCUGUGAAAUGGUCUUCUGUGUGUUCAUCUUCUACUAUGUGGUGGAAGAGAUUCUUGAGCUUCGCAUCCAUAAGAUUGCCUACUUUUCAAGCAUCUGGAACAUCCUGGAUGUGGUAGUCAUUCUGCUUGCCAUUGUUGCCAUCAUAUUCAAUGUGUUCCGGACCAUCAAAGUGGACAAAUUACUGGGGAAGCUAUUGGAACAACCAGAUAUUUAUGCAGACUUUGAAUUUCUUGCAUUUUGGCAAACUCAGUACAACAAUAUGAAUGCCAUCAAUUUGUUCUUUGCAUGGAUCAAGGUGUUCAAGUAUAUCAGUUUCAAUAAGACCAUGACACAGCUGUCCUCCACACUAGCUCGCUGUGCUAAGGAUUAUCCUGGGUUUUGCCACUCAUGUUCUUUAUUGUAUUUUUUUGCUUAUGCUCAGCUUGGAUAUUCCUUUGGAUCAGAAGUGGAGUCCUUCAGUACCUUUGUGAAAUGCAUCUUUACGCAGUUCAGAAUUAUCCUGGGAGAUUUUGAUUAUGAUGCCAUUGACAAAGCCAACAGAAUCCUGGGGCCGAUCUAUUUUGUCACCUACGUAUUUUUUGUCUUCUUCGUAUUACUUAAUAUGUUCCUGGCGAUUAUUAAUGACACAUACUCAGAGGUUAAGGAGGAGCUGUCAAGCCAGAAAGAUGAGCUCCAGAUCACUGACAUUAUCAAACAGAGUUUACAUGAAGACCUUUAUGAAUUAAAACUCAAAAAAGAAAGAAUCUCUGAUGUGGAAAAGCUCUACAAUCUGGUUCGAAAGAAUUUGGAGUUUAAUGACUUCAGAGAAAGCCUGAAAGCGUUUUUUUCUAUCUUCAGAAUGGGUCAUGCGGACAGUGAGAUCUCUGCAGCGUUCUCCAGAUUUGACCAAGAUGGUAAUCACAUACUCGAUGAGGAGGAGCAGACCAGACUGAAACAUGAGCUGGAAGAAAAAAAGGAUGCACUAAAUGCUGAGCUAAGCAUCCUGGGAAGAAACUAUGGUAACAACACACUUGACCAGACUGGAGAGCUAGCUGCUAUGAAGGGCAGCCAUGACAAAAUGGUCCCCGUGUCCCAAGAGGAGUUUCAUAUGCUAGUUGGACAGGUUCUUCAGCUGGAGUGCUCUGUAGCCAGUGUCAUGUCCAAACUAGACACAACCAUGGGGACCGUGGAAUUGAAAGCCACCAACAGGAACAAGCACAGAGCAACAAUGACAAAACUAAUGGAAAAUACCAAAGAUGAUGUAAGCUCUGCUCCAGACAGACAGGUGCUUCUAAAUCUGGUGGGAGGGACAGUGAAGGAGAGCUCUUGGACUACAGCCAUGGUGAAAGCCCUGUCUGCAGUAGGGCAGGGAGGCAUGAAGCACCUGUCCCCUGGAGCUGCAGAUACCAGCAGUGCCAGAGGCCACUCAACCAGCCAUCUUUAAAGCAUACACUUGUGCUACAUGCUUUUAGUGCUCAUAGCAUUAUUGAGAUUUAUUCAUACCUUUGACUAAAAGAAGCCUCCCAAGUAGCUCAGUGGUUAAGAUGCUCACCUCAAGUGCAAGCUGAGCUCUAGAGCUCAGGUUCAAUCCCAACUGUGGCAUCAACUAACAAUGACCUUGAGUGCACUGUACUAGAGCAAACUGUCUUUCAUCUGCUGGGGAUACAGGGGUGCAUAUGUUGGCCAGGGUUAUGUCUCACUGCUCUCAGGCACACAUAUACUAUAUAUCAUUGUACAGAACGAAGUCAUACUGUUCCCAAUUAAUACACUGUAUUCCAGCAGAAUGUGAUUUUAAAAUCCUAUUCUGGCAUACAUUACAGUUACAAGAUGCUCCCUGUAGUGUUUUAUGAGAUUCUGGCACUUCUGGGUGGGGGUGGGGAAAGCUUGUGAAAUGUAAACUUGUGGUUUCAUUUGUGAACUACUUUCUUCAGCUUAAACCACAAAUGUUCAAUUACAUUUAGGUGGUGAUUGAAAUCAUAAGAUGAGAACUUUUACUUUAUGCUCAGUUAACCAUUAGUUUUGGAUUUAGUUUUGGAUGCAGGUAUCUGCAUGUCUGAAUCUCUAAGUCUGAAAGGGAUAUGCUUCUUAUUUAGCUUGGCAAAUUCAAGUUGCCUUUUUUGUAGCUUAACCCCAAAAGGGGCCUCUUCCAUCAAAGUUGCCCAUGAUCCCCACUGCAAGUAAAGCAAGGAAAUGGAGCUUGGCUGGAAAUGGAAACUUAAGAGCAUGCAUACAAAUCUACAGUUAAUUGGGGAAUUGAGCACUUGUUCUCAACUGAUUAUUUCAAUCACCAUGCUUCAGAUCACAGCUCACAGAUAAAAACCAGAAAUGAACAGACGAGGACUUAAAAAUGCUAACUACAUGAGUGUGAAUAAAUUUGACCAGUAUGUUUUCUGGAAUAAAAUGUAUUAUUUGGGAACAGCCUGACUGUCUUCUGUGCAAUGAUAUUAAGAAUAAGGUAUAACAUUUUAAUAAUUAGGCAAAAAAAACUGUAAACUGCAAAAUUUUACUGUGUAAAUCCCUAUUGAUUUUACAGCAUGUACUGGAAAUUAAGUAAGAAUAUAUGGGAUCAUUUUUUAUUGACAAUGAUACACCACAUGUCCUGGAUUCUGUAUUUCCAGAACCAGAGCUUCACACAGCCAAUUAUAAUUGUUACUGGCGAAACUGUGUCUGCAGCUCACAUGUUUGUUCACUUAUAUUCAAAGGUGUGGUUUUAUUACUUUCAGAUUGAUUAGAUUCAAAGUCACCAUGGAUCAGUUUUUUCAGCUUUUUGCUCUUAGUGUGUCUGUGCUGUCUGUGAAAAGGUCUUCACAAAUGUCCACAGGUAGCAACAAAAGCAAUGAUAUAAGAACCUGGAGAGGCAGGCUCCUUAGCUCUGUGUGGGGAAAACUGGAUUAACCAGAACACUGGUAGACAGAUACUAUUAUAUCUCCAAUCAAAACAAAUAAGAUUUUGAUGGAAAAGUCAUUCUUAGAAACCUUUGCCAACCAUGACAUGGCUGCAAGGAAGCAUGAGUGUGAAUUAAUAUAAAUAUGUAGAAACCAGUAUGAAAAUGACACAAAAUGGUCCUUAUAUGAGCUUCUGUAUUUGCAAAAAAAUGCCUGUUUUGUUCCACCACGAGUGUAUGUUUCCACAGUCAUGAAAAUAACACCAGUGUGAGAGUAAUUAAUGGAAGAGUAAAUAUUCAGAUCGUAAGCAUGUUUUCCAAGCCACAGGUGAUGAGUAUGAAGAUGCAUUUCCUUUUUUUAUUCAUAAUAUAUCAAUAUAUCUAGGGAGCAGAGCAUUGCCAUUCUGGUUAAUCCAGUCUUAAAACCCUAGAGCCAAAGAAUCUUCUUAUGACCAGGAUCAUACAUUGUUAUGUGAGAACAUGUAAGAACAAUCCAUGUACAGUCCUGCGCAAUCUUGGUGAGAACCUGAUGAAGAGUAGAUUUCAGGAGCACCACAUACAGUCAUUUUAAGAAACUGUGUCAAUGAUAUUGCAGUCUCGAUUUGUGAUUUAUCUUUGAUAUGCAUCUCCUGUUUUAGUAUAUGUGUGCAACUGAAUUAUUAACAUUAUGCAUGUUACAUUGGCAUUAGAAAAUACAUGUUUUGUUUUGAUGUGUGUGUACAUAUAAUGUGUACUGACAAACUUCCCUUGGAAGAU